Molecule: messenger RNA, 1166 nt
Organism: Aegilops tauschii subsp. strangulata
Lineage: Eukaryota; Viridiplantae; Streptophyta; Magnoliopsida; Poales; Poaceae
Source: RefSeq, a predicted model, not a curated record
UUUGCGCCGCCACCCACUCCCUCGGGAUCCUUCCCCGACCAGCCUCCACCUUCCUCGGGAUCUCCUCCCGAUCCAACCAGCAACUGCCUCCACCCUCUUCCCUCGAUUCCCCGUCGCUCCAAUCACCAGCUCCCUCUGUCUCUUGCCCGAGGCUCCAAGCUUCCCUGCCUCCACGAACACGAGCGCCCAUGGCCUUGUGUCCCUGCCGUCCUAGCAACAUCAGCAACAACCUCGCCAGAGAUGAGAUCCCCGCCGUGUCCUGCUCCCUUCCUUCCCCAUCUGCUCUCUCUUUUUCUCUCUCUCACGCUGCUCUCUCUCUCUGUUGGCCUCGUAGCGCCGCCGUGGAGGCCCCAGCUCCAACCCGUAGCAGCUGCGCUGCCGGAGUCGCCAUCACCUCGUCCCCUCGCCCAGCUCCACCGGCGACCAGAGCCACCUCGUCUCGCGGCCUCCUCUGCUUCUCCUCGAGCCCGCAGCAACAGCCCAACCGCGAGCCUCCCCACGCCAGCCCGUCUCCUCCUCCUCUGCUCCGGUCGUCCUCGCAGUUUUCCAGACGCCCGAGGCCGUGCCUCCUCUCCCUUCUCGGCUCGAUCCCAGGGGCAGCCACCACCUUGCCGUUCCCCUGCCUUGGCCUCGCGACCCCGCGCCUCCCUUCUGCAGCCCGUGCAAGCCACCAGGAGGCGGGCACCCGUGCUGCACAGGAGCCCCCGCGCCUGUAUCUCACCGCCGUGUCACUCGUCCGAGCUCCGGCGAGCCCAGCCACCUGGACCGUACCCCGUCGACCCCUGCAGCAGGACCAGGAACUUCUCCACGGCGCCAUGGCCGCCAUCGUUGCGUCCCGCCUCGCCGUCGAUCCGGCUGGAUCUGGACGGGAGCAUGCUCCUCCAUUCGUUCCUUGCGCCCACAACGCCAAAGUCCAUCAUGCCCAGCCGCCGGCGCUUGAACCUGCUCCCUCCUCUGUUCUUCAGUAACGAGAGCAGCAGCAGUUCGCUUGUCCCGCGCGUUGACCGCGCCACGCCAGCACCUGGGCCGCGUCCCGCGAGCCGACCCAGCAGCUGCAUCCUGUCGGCCUGCUGCUACCUCUCCACAGUUCUGGGCUGAGGCCCAUGCUUCGGUUUCCUUCCGGAGUUGUGAGGAUUCGUUCGACUACAUCCGUUUGUCUUCUUCAU